Messenger RNA from Tachysurus fulvidraco (yellow catfish), 8217 nucleotides. Its product is annotated as mitogen-activated protein kinase kinase kinase 11. Lineage: Eukaryota; Metazoa; Chordata; Actinopteri; Siluriformes; Bagridae. Gene Ontology annotation, cellular component: centrosome. The transcript has 10 exons. Gene Ontology annotation, biological process: protein phosphorylation; positive regulation of apoptotic process; microtubule-based process. The record is from RefSeq and is a predicted model, not a curated record. Gene Ontology annotation, molecular function: ATP binding; protein binding; JUN kinase kinase kinase activity. Bases 908 to 3970 code for a protein of 1020 amino acids.
AAAAAAAAAAAAAAGACUGGAAGGUCGGUUUCUUAGUAUAAAAAAACAGAGAGAAGUGUGUGGAACUGAUUGGAUUUAAUCACCUACAACAGCUUGUUUUUUUUUGUGUUUUUCGGGGUUUAAGUAACGCUUCUGAUUGUUGGCACUGAACUUCCUGUUUUAACAUUUAGUGGUGGUAGAGAAGAGAAAAAAAAGAGGAGGAAAACACGCACAUAUGUGGUUUUGGUCCUAAAUAUGUCCAGUUGCGCGUUUGGAUUUGGAGACUUAAAGUAAAAAGGUGAUAGAGCUUUCUUGUGCUUUGUGCACAAUGAGUUUUGCGGGUUUUGUGCGUUUUCCUGCCAUUCUUCUCUGCGCUUCCUGCUCGGACUGACCGCAAGCACUUCACGACUAAAAAUACUCAUCAUGGACGGAGAAACGGACUUUUUCUUCUUUUAAAACACUCAGGAUAUUUCCUUAUAUAUACAUAGUUUUAGAUCAUUGUUGGCGCAGCAGUUUAUGUGUUUUGCGCAUUCACUGAGCAAAGCAAGGUGCACAAGAUUUUAUGGACAAAUUUAGUUCGUCAAUGUAGUAAAUUCGACUCAUUUCCUGUUAAUCACAUCUUAGGAUAUGGGAUUUGAACACAUCUCAACCUAGCGUUCAUGGAGUGCUUAGGGUUUGCGCUCACGUCCACCGUUUCCAUCUUCAUGGAGACCCGCGCUCUCCAUGUGUCCCGGUGCUGUGCGUCUUUUCAUGGUUAGCGCGCUUGGCUUUGGAGGAAAAUUCAGAGCGCAACAGUCCCUCUCCAUGAUCCUCAGGUACAGUUUGGAAACUGGAGAGAGGGGCCGGAGAGUGUGUACAUCUGGAGCGUUUUCCAAUUGUUUGGAUCCGUUCGUAAAGAGGAAGAAGAAAAAGAAGAAGAAGAAGCGCUAUGGAGCCUCUGAAGACCAUAUUUACGCGCGGCACGCUGUCCCCCUGGAAAAAUCUGGAGCAAUCCCAGAAAGGGAAUUUCACCAACCCGGUUUGGACUGCGCUCUUCGAUUAUGAGGCGUCCGGCAAGGACGAGCUCACCCUGCGGAAAGGCGACGUAGUGGAAGUUCUGUCUUUAGACUCGGAAAUUUCCGGGGAUGAAGGCUGGUGGGCUGGAAAGGUCAACAACAAGGUGGGAAUUUUCCCUUCCAAUUACGUCUCGCUUAAACCCAGCGGAUAUGGAAAGAUCCCGGGUUCCAGCGUGACAGCAGGUGAACUCGGGCCAGCAGUGGAGCUGCAGGUCGAGCCAGAUGUGGUAGAUUUCCGGGAUCUCAGCUUGCAAGAGGUGAUCGGUGUCGGCGGGUUUGGGAAGGUCUACCGCGGCACAUGGCGAGGGGACCUGGUGGCGGUAAAGGCUGCGCGCCAGGACCCGGACGAGGAUAUCAGCGUGACGGCGCAGAACGUGCGCAACGAGGCGCGCCUCUUCGCCAUGCUCACGCACCCCAACAUCAUCGCGCUCAAAGGAGUGUGCUUGCAGGAGCCCAACAUGUGCUUGAUCAUGGAGUACGCGUCCGGUGGACCUCUGAGCCGUGCGCUGGCCGGGAGACGCAUCGCACCACACAUUCUGGUCAACUGGGCCGUGCAGAUCGCCAGAGGCAUGCUGUACCUUCACAGCGAGGCUAUAGUUACUGUCAUUCACAGAGACCUCAAAUCAAAUAACAUCCUCCUGUCCCAGCCGAUAGAGAAGAACGUGAUGGAGGGAAACACACUGAAGAUCACAGAUUUCGGGUUGGCCCGUGAGUGGCAGAAGACCACCAAGAUGAGCACAGCGGGGACUUAUGCCUGGAUGGCACCGGAGGUCAUCAAAUCCUCCACCUUCUCCAAGGGCAGCGAUGUGUGGAGCUAUGGGGUUUUAUUAUGGGAGUUACUCACAGGCGAGGCUCCGUACAGAGGGAUCGAUGGUCUGGCUGUGGCCUACGGUGUGGCAGUAAAUAAACUGACUCUGCCCAUCCCCUCCACCUGCCCUGAACCCUUCGCCCAACUCAUGUCAGCGUGUUGGGAUCAGGACCCCCACCACAGACCCAGCUUUGCCUCCAUCUUGGCCCAGCUGUGUGCUCUGGAGCAGCAGGUGAUGGAAGAGAUGCCUCAAGACUCCUUCCACUCUCUGCAGGACGACUGGAGACUGGAGAUCCAGGGCAUGUUUGAUGAGCUGCGUGCUAAGGAAAAGGAGCUGCGGUGUCGUGAAGAGGAGCUGAAGCGCGCCGCACUGGAACAGAAAUCUCACGAGGAGUUUCUGCGUCUGCGAGAGCAGCAGUUGGCUCAAUGGGAGCAGGAUGUGUUUGAGAGGGAGCUCUCACUCCUCAUUCUGCAUGUAAACCAAAACCAGGAGAAACCCAAAGUCAAGAAGCGCAAAGGAACCUUCAAGAAGCACAAGCUGAAAUUAAAGAACGGGGAGAAAAUCAGCAUGCCACAAGACUUUAUCCACAAAAUCACAGUUCAGGCUUCUCCUGGUUUGGAGAAGAGACGGAAUUCUCCAGAUUUGGGUUCUCCUUCCAUCGGCCCACGUUUCCGUGCCAUCCAACUGAGCCCCAGCGAAAGUAAGUGGAGCUCGGUGUGGCCGCUGGAAUCUCUUCCUCUGAAGGCUAACGGUGAAAGGAAACUUUCUCCUCACUGGAGCCCUCAAAGCCCUAAAAGCCCCAAGAGCCCUAAAGUUCAGCGCCUGAGUCCGCAGGAGAGCGGUCUGUCUAUGAGAGCUCGGCUGUUGGCUUUGGACAGCAAUGAAAAUGGAGACUCCAAAGAUGACUUUGAGGAGUACCGACCCACCACACCUGAACCGAGCCAAAAUGGCUCUAACCUGGUUAAGGAACCUUCAUGGACAGCUCUUCCAGAAGAGGACUCUGGGAGUGAAGAGGGAUAUUUGUCCCCUCGUAGUUCACCAAACCUAGACUGUCGCUCCAGUAUUCCACCUCAUACUAAAAUCACUCACCGCGCCUUGCUCAGCGGGGCUGCUCUUCUCGCUUCUGUGGCUCUGGGACGGCAUCUGGAACCUCAGCACCCACCAACACCCCCUCCACGAACAGCCCAUAGAACUAAUGUUCCUGCUCUGGAGUUAGUCCGAGAACAGCCCAUGCUGGCUGUGGUGGACUUACCCACGGAUCCCGCUUUGGUCGCUGACCUUAUCACGUUUAGUACAGAUUCUCUGCCGCAAGAACUUCUUGUUGACCCACUGAAGCCCACAGAGAAUAAACCAUUACCUUUGACCCCACCUCCUCCAAAUCCCAGAGAGAGGGACAGGACAAGCCAAAAGACUGUCCAGCAUAGCUCUGCUGAGUGGAUCGCUAAUGGAGAGACAGAGAGUGUGAACCAGACUGGAGACAGAAGGAGAAGAUCUAGUCAUGGACUUUCCUCACAACUAGUGUUGGAUCUACCAUUAUGUCAAGAUACUAUGGAAGCAGAUGAGAAAUCCCCGGUCCCAUUUGCUCUCUACCCCGAUCCUCGUCUUUGGAGCCCUAAAACGCGGCGCCUGGAGGUAAACAUCAUACCGCGACCUCGUCCGUCUCCUAACAGACCCCGGAUAGAUCCCUGGAGCUUUAUUUCAGCUGGUGGGAUGGAGAAAUGUAGCCAAAGGCAUGCCAUUUCAACCAGCAGCCCAACAAGUCCAAGACUAGGGUACAGACCCUCACCGACCAACCCCUUCAUGAAUUGUGACCCCUUCCCUUCCCCUGACUGUGAUCCGUUCAGUCUGAAGGCGGACCCAUCUAUAAACUCCGAUCUUUCCUCACCCUUUGAUCCAUUCUCUGCCCCUUUUCCUGUUUCACGCUCCGCACCAUGUUCCACCAACGGGAGUCCCAACCUUUCUCUCAGGGUCGCCCCACUGAACCCUGCUGAUGCCCCAUUCCUAGACCUGGGUUGGGCAGGGGUCAACAAGCCCAUAGGUGUUGCCAAAGAGAAAGUUUUCCCCAGAAAGACUCUGGGUCUUAGUCCCUUCAAGUCGCCAGCAAAACAAAGAGAUGACGUAUUCUGAGCUUCUCCUGGAAGCCCCACAUUUACCAGUCCACAUUUAAACCACCCAGCUUUGCAUGCUUUGGAGUUGUCUGGGUUCCUUUGAAAAGCUUCAGACUACCCAAGUGUUUGAUUGCAAAAAAAAAUUGCCUUCACAAAAAAAAAAAAAAAAAAAAGAUGCUCAUAAUAUUUCCAAUUUUAUGAUGUGGCUCAUUUUCUUCAAAUCACCAUCAGUCACCAUUUCAGAUUGAGGAUUCUACCAGAACCUGGAGCAUAAUCCAUCUUACCUAAUUAGCUUAUUUAAUAUGACUUAUUUAAUAUGCAUUGCAUUACUUUAAGUGCCUUUGUCUGUUGGUUGUCUCAACUAAGACUAAGUAAGAGUUAUGCUACGGAAACAAGCAGAUUUCAAAUAUCGGUUUAAUUCACAGUUUUGUCAUGAGCCGUGUUUUUAGCAUUUGUACAUGAUCUGAUUCUAAUACGUCUGUCUUGAGUUCGAGACGGCUUUUUUUUAUCCCGCUUCUCUCGUCACAUGGAGUAUAGUCUGUACAAACAAUCAAGCUGUUGAUUUCCUAUGGAAAGUUACUAGGAUCUAAAUUCUUAGAGCAACUCUUCCAAUCUGCAGAGAUGAACAAGACAAACUUGCUGAUUAUUCCAUACACAUACUGUACCAAAGAAUGAAAAAGAAAGCUCAGGCCAGCUCAUAUUAUCACUAUCACCUCUUCACUUCUGCCUGGAGCAAAAUCUACAUUAGCAUACUAAGAUAAUUCCCUUAAAAUGGAUCCUUGAAAUUUUAGAAAACUUCACUUUUUAUUUUCUGAGCACCAGAUAUUGAACUCUUUAGACAAAAUAUUCACAGUAAAGACAUGGUCCGAUAAUUGAACCAGAAAUCCGUGGUUAAUACGUUUUAUCCGGCAUGGCUUUAGUUACAGGACAAGCCACCGAAGCAUGGUUUCCAUUGCGAUUAAAUCACAUGGUUUAUGUUUGAUUAAGAUGGCACGAGAUAGCAGAGAACAUCACAGAAAGCUGUAUUAUUUUGGCAAGGCUCGCUUCUCUUAAUUCAAACCACAAUGAUGGUGACGAGACAGUGGCCUAAAUCUAUUUUAUACGUAUUUUUAAACUACUGAAAAACAAACAAACUGUGUAGCAAUGUAUAAGGCAGGGCAUCUACCUCCCUUAUGUGUAUAACGUGCAUGUACUGUACUAAAAAAUUCUGCAAGCCCAGCAUGACGGGGUUUGGCUUAAACCUGCUAUUCAAACUAUAUGACAGGUUUAUGAUGACAUUUCCUACAUAUCAGACAUAUUACAAACGUUUCAGAUUGGCCCUUUAAUCACCAAGACACCAUAUAUUCAUCAGUACUACAACAGACCCUGUUCAAUUUUAGCACGGAAUUGCAAAGCCUUCAUCCGAGUCUGGAGGAAAAUCUGUUCGGAACGACAAAGGAUCUCUGGAGUCUUCGACUGCUCUUUGAAAAAGUGCAUUCACUGUACAAAAAUUGUAUCCGUACAGGCACACACAAGUCCCACACCAUCAGCGUUAACUUACUGACACGGCUGCUUGCCGUCAAAGGCUACAUAGUCUCAGAGAGAUGAAAAGUGUUCACAAUACUAAAAAAGUGAUUACUUCUGACUUUUUUUUCAUCCCUGGUGGAAAUGAACCUUAUAAACCCAAGCUCGUAUGCUUCUUUAGUACCGCGAUAGCGCCACGAGGCUGAUAAAACAGAUAUUUUCCUUACUCUGAAAUGUGCUUAAAAUAUUGCCGAAUGCUGAAAUAUUGCUUAAAAUGACAUGCAUUUGGUCAGUAAUUGAGUUUUUAAAUUAGAAAAGAUUCUUUAGAAAUACUUUUACAUGUUUGGGAGCUCCUUCCAAAAAUACAAAAAAUACAUACAAAGCUUCAUAAGGAGCUUUAAAAUAGUUACUGCUGCUGUCCAUUUAGCUUCUGAUAUAUUAAUGAGUCAACACCUUCUGACCAAUCAGAACAGAGUAUAAAGACAUUAUUAUUCCCUACAAAAGUUCCUAUUCAAAUACAUCUUUUUUAACUUUAACCCUUCCGUUUCUUCAAGGGAUAACACCGUGGCCUUUUCUCUACCAAAGAUGUUGAGAGUCAUUGAAAAGAGUUUUGAUAUUUGGUUUAUCGUCUUCGUUUCUAAAGUUAGUGGUCAUUCGCAUAUAGUGGUCAUUUGUCAAGACAAAAGUUUAUAUUAAAUUAUUAAAAGCCUGGAAUAUUAAAUCUAGACUGCAUUCUCUACCAGUAUGUUUCUGUAGUUUUAUAGGAAGCACCAGCAAUAAUAUCUUUGCUCCUUUCGUUGUAAAUCUGAACUCUUGCCUUAAGUCCUGCCUUAAUUCUACAUUCUAUAUCACCAUCAUCAUCUUCUUCUUCUUAAAACUCAUACCUGGUAUUUCACCAUUUUUUUUUUUAGAAAUGUUUCACCAUCUUGUAGAAAAACAGAUUGUUCCUGAAAUGUCUAGGUUUUAUGCUAAGUAAGGCUUUUUGAGGUAAUUAGCCAUUAUGCUAGCUAGGUCACUGUUCACUGUUAAUCACUGCAUUGACCUAGAGAUCGGACAAAACUGGUCAAGAAUCACGAACAUUAAUCUCUACUUGUGUUUAAAAGUAUAAUUGAUAAUGUAACUGUAUUAAAGUUUGGCCAGUACUGAAAUAAUUUAGCCGAGAUGCUAAUAUGAUGAACUGUAGUUAGCUAGGAAGACCAAAUGAAGUUAGCAUGACUGAUAAACAGAGAUUAAAAUACAAGGUUUUAAGUUUCUGAAUUUAUAUUAUUUGCCUGUUUCAGGUAAAAAAAACAACAACUUUUUAAAAUAUUUUUUCCUUCAUGAAGUUUAUAACAGGUUUGACACCUCAACUUUAAGAAAUCAAAACAAUGAUGAAAUGUUUUUAUUGAUUUUUUUUUAAGUAUUAGCUUGGUAAAUAACAUGCUGUACAGGAGCCAAGCUAACAAACACAGUUUGCCUGAAGAUGUCUAAAACUUUGCUAGCUGAUUAUGAUUUCCUCACACGGUGAAUGUCAGGCAAUGAUCAAGCGGUUUCAUAGCUAUUGACCCUAACAAUGUAGUUUAUGAUGUAACCAGUUUUACUUUCCUGUAGUGAUGCAUGCUAAAGAGAAACAUUUUUCAGUUCAGGAAAACCUGUAUAUAGUUUUCUCAGGCCACCACCUUGGUCACACUUUCCAAUCACGGAUAUAAAAAAAAUAAUACAAGGACUCUCCAGACAUCUGCAGGAUCGUGAAAAUCCUUUAGCUUUAUUUCAGCGGUCUCUAAAACAUUAGCAUAAAUCUCCUUUUAGUUUUGCAAGCUUUUUCCCCCCAAAGUCACCAUCUGCUGGGCUCGUUUUAACGGUAAUAUCUAAUUCUCACGUUGAUCAACCUGGGCUUGGGAACCUGUUUUUGAAAUUGCUGCUCUCCAAUGCUAGUCAGGAUCUCUAGGUCAGACAGAACAGCUGCGCUUGAGCCCAAAAGCCCAGCAGCCAUUCAUCAUAACCGUCAUAUGAGCCGUCAUUAGCAGGUUCUCAUUUAUCAGCGCUACCUUGUCCUUUUUUUUUUUUUCUUUCUUUCUUUUUUUUUUUUGAACUGCUGUUUCCUCAUCAAGUAUUUUUCUCCGUCUCGAUUUGUCAGCGGUGGUUUAAAUCAGUAUGAUAUGCUGUUGUUCAGAAGACACUGUUAUCAUGUACUAGCAUCAUUUUUGUGCCAAAGAAACUUUGUAACCUAAGCUAUUGCGGUCGAAGGAGUGUCUUGGGCUGUUGUUUUAAACGUAGUAAUUAGCAAUGGAAAUAACAUCGUUAGGGUAAUUGUUUUGGUUGUUUUUUGUUUUUUUUUGCUUAUUCUCUGUGCUAAUGCUGUUCCAUUCCCUGCUUCCUCACUAAAUAGGCUAAAUUCUGUUUUGUGCUAAGCACAAUCAGCUUUGACAGAGUAAUUAGUACUGUGCAUAACUUCCUUGUGAGAGAUUUAAAAAAAAUUAAUAAAAAAGAGAGAUAGAUGUAUUUAUUAAGGCCUUAAGACACUGGAUUUAAGAUAUUUUAAUGGGCCAGAGACAGAGUCCUCAUCAGGAUGCUUUGUUUAUUGUAUUUUAUGUCACUGGAGUGUGUGGUGGAGAUGUAUGGGUGCUGCAAAGGGACAAAUCAACCUAUUCUACAAACUAAACGAUCAUCCGUAGUCAGGUACAGACUGACGUUUUGGAUGACGACAUUCUUUGUCUGUUUUACUUUAUAUUUUUCUUCAUUUCAUUGAACUUGGAAGAAUAAAACAAACAAACAAAAAAAAAA